AUGAGGAGGGGACUGGANUGUUAUUCCCAUCUAUCUAGCACAAUAUACAUUUGGGAUCUCCGAGCUUACAGGCCUACCUUACAAUCUUCAGCUGAGAAGAAAAAGGAAGAGGGCAUUAUUAAUGUUCCACCAGAUGUGCCUACCACCUUCAAACACCUAGACCUCGCCUGGAAACCUAUCAUAAAGAUCAGUCUGCCCAAGGCAGAUACAAGUGCUGAAUAUAGUCCAAUAAGAUUUAGCUUCAGAGAAGAGCACUAUCACACCAAAAUUCAAGACAAAACAUCUCUCCCAAACAAGCAAAGCAAAGAGGCACCCAUAGAAAAAAUUCCAUAUGCGGAGAUUCAGAGCUCAAUGAUGAAACCUCUUAAGCUGCUGGAAAAUAUAAAUACCAGCUUUUUUGUUGGAACUGAAGAGGAUUGGAGAAUGCUGGACCGAAUAGUUGUGAGCCGAUCAAUGAAUUCCUAUUACAAAGCAGCAUCAUUAGAAAAAUGA
Molecule: messenger RNA, 492 nt
Organism: Thamnophis sirtalis
Lineage: Eukaryota; Metazoa; Chordata; Lepidosauria; Squamata; Natricidae
Source: RefSeq, a predicted model, not a curated record